UUGCAAGCGCUUCAAUGCAACUUCGCGAUUACAUCAGGACGCCCAACCAGCUUUCAUCCUAAAUGUAUCGUUCCUUACGCAGCUAACCCGGCGGUAGAAGCCGAGCUUGACAGACUUAUAAAACUUAAUGUCAUUUCCAAAGUUAGCUACUCGGCAUGGGCAACUAGAAUCUCGCAAUCAAGCGUAACGGUUCCAUCCGUAUCUGUGCGGAUCGCCGAGAAGAAUCACAAGAUCAAAAAAGCUCUUGUCCUGAUUUUCGUCAUUAGGAAGUUCCACAAUGAUUCAUGGACGAAAAUUCACUCUACGCUGCCAACCGCCUUCAGCGUUGUUCCACCAUUCUUCUUGGCUACAACUUCGACAUUUAGCUCGAAGGACGAGCUUUGUUUCAACUCAUCUCAAAGCGAGCCGAGGAAUCGCCCGAUGAAGAAGUUGUCAUCGCCACAGCCAAAGCAAUUGAAGCAGAAUUCCAGCAAGUACUUUCGGAUGCUAUUCGAACGCUCCCAGUCACAGAUGACAAAAUUCAUCCAGCAGACUACGGUUGAUCCUCUUAUCCAACAAGUCAUCAAAUCACCAAAUUCGCUGUCCCUUGCUGAUCGUUGUCUGAUGUAUGGAGAAAGAGUAGUUAUUCCGGCACCGCUUCAAGCCUCCAUCAUUCGUCAGCUCCACGCACGUUCCGAUGUUAGCCGAAUGAAAGGCUUCCCCUGUAGCCAUACUUAUUGUCUCGGAAUUGAUGCGAAUUUUAAAACUUGGUUUGGACCUGUGAUCAGUGUCAGCUAACA
Molecule: messenger RNA, 779 nt
Organism: Soboliphyme baturini
Lineage: Eukaryota; Metazoa; Nematoda; Enoplea; Dioctophymatida; Soboliphymatidae
Source: the annotation of a GenBank genome assembly